Messenger RNA from Xenopus tropicalis (tropical clawed frog), 1659 nucleotides. Its product is annotated as vomeronasal type-2 receptor 116-like. The coding region runs from base 1 to 1659 and encodes 552 amino acids. Gene Ontology annotation, biological process: G protein-coupled receptor signaling pathway. NCBI's taxonomy places the organism in Eukaryota, Metazoa, Chordata, Amphibia, Anura, Pipidae. Gene Ontology annotation, cellular component: plasma membrane; membrane. The record is from RefSeq and is a predicted model, not a curated record. The transcript has 5 exons. Gene Ontology annotation, molecular function: G protein-coupled receptor activity.
AUGCGGCAUUUCACUAUCAGUUAUGGCACCAGAGAUCCCAUAUUCAACAACAGAGCGCUGUUUCCAUCUUUCUACAGAACUAUCCCUGAUGAAUUAUCAGAAAUGAAUGCAUUUGUGAAACUGAUAAAACACUUUGGCUGGAAAUGGGUCGGGCUCAUUGUAUCCGAUGAUAAGACUCAGCUUAGGGCUGGCCAAAAUCUGGAGGGAGAAAUGAAGAAAAAUGGGAUCUGUUUGGACUUCUUUGUUAAGCUCAAUAAUGAUUUAAUGGCUUCUACAAAUGCCGUGCAGAUUAAAAAGACUUUGCUCAAAAGCACUGCUAAUGUGAUAGUUGUUUUAGCCAGUUUACUGUACAUUGACUUUAUCAUGUUCUUUUUUGGCGUCUUUAACAUGCCGGAGAAAAUAUGGAUUUUAAACGCUAUGAUGCAGAGUAAGGAUUUUGAAUCAAUAACUGGGGACAAACCACAUUUAAAAGCCAACGGAGACUCAUCAAACUUUUAUGAAAUUCUGAAAUGUCUUUUCCUAAAAGAAGGAGGAGUCCAAGUAGUUAAGGUUGGAAGCUUUGAUACAACCAAACCUGCUGGAAAUCAGCUUCACAUUGGUGAGAGUGAUGAUCUCUGGGGUCCUUACUUUACAAAGCACCCCCCAUCUCAGUGCAAUGAACCCUGUGGGCCAGGAUACAGGAAAUCUAAAAUAGAAGGGAAGCCAUCUUGCUGUUAUCAGUGUGUGCCAUGUUCAGAAGGGGAAAUAACUAACACAACAGAUGCACAGAACUGUAUCAAAUGUUCCAAAUAUGAAAAGUCCAACAAAGAGAGAAAUGUCUGCAUUCCAAAGAACAUAAACUUCCUGUCCUAUGAAGAUAUCUUGGGUUCUGCCUUGUCCUCCAUCGCAGUAAUAUAUUUUAUCAUUUGUGCUGUAAUCCUGGGAAUCUUUAUAAAGUACCGCGAGACUCCUAUAGUGAGAGCCAACAACCGAUAUCUCAGCUGUCUCCUCCUCAUCUCUCUCAUGUUGUGUUUCCUCUGCACUUUAUUAUUCAUUGGGCGCCCAACUCAGAUAUGUUGUCUCCUCCGACAAGUAACAUUUGGGAUUGUAUUUACUAUUUCUGUUUCUUCUGUGUUGGCUAAAACUCUCACAGUUAUUAUUGCCUUCAAUGCCACAAAGCCUGGGAGCAAGCUGAAGAAGUAUGUAGGAACCCAACUGGCCAUUGUAUUAGUUAUAAUAUGCUCUUUGGGUGAGAUUGUCAUCUCUGCUGUGUGGUUGGCUUCUAAUCCUCCAUUUCCAGAGGUUGAUACUUUCUCUGAUCCGAACUAUAUUAUUAUAAUAUGUAAUGAAGGAUCUGGAUUUUUUUUCUUCUGUAUAAUUGGAUAUAUAGGAACGUUGGCCCUACUAAGUUUCAUUGCUGCAUUUCUAGCCAAGGAUUUCCCUGACCGAUUUAAUGAGGCUAAAAACAUCACUUUCAGUAUGUUGGGGUUCUGUAGCGUGUGGGGGGCAUUUGUCCCUGCAUACCUGAGCAGUAAGGGCAGUAGAAUGGUGGCAGUUGAGAUAUUUGCCAUCUUAUCCUCUAGUUCUGGGAUACUCGGCUGUAUAUUCAUUCCCAAGUGCUAUAUUGUUUUUGUUAGACCUGAACUGAACACAAAGGACACCAUUGUUAGGAAACAAUAG